Messenger RNA from Hypanus sabinus (Atlantic stingray), 6292 nucleotides. RefSeq names its product protogenin-like. NCBI's taxonomy places the organism in Eukaryota, Metazoa, Chordata, Chondrichthyes, Myliobatiformes, Dasyatidae. Gene Ontology annotation, cellular component: axon; plasma membrane. The coding region runs from base 81 to 3677 and encodes 1198 amino acids. Gene Ontology annotation, biological process: axon guidance; cell-cell adhesion. The record is from RefSeq and is a predicted model, not a curated record. The transcript is spliced from 20 exons. Gene Ontology annotation, molecular function: protein binding.
UGGAGCUGCCGCAGAUCAGAGACGAGAGUUUGUGUAGGGGCGGGUGGAGGAGACUAGUAUGAGUGAAGAAAGAGGAUUAAAUGGCGAUUUUUAAACGGAGGACUUGUGCUGGGACAGUGCUGAUAGUUUUGCUGCUCCAUUUUUCAGGUACUUGGUGCUUCACUGAGCUUUUUUUCAUGAGGGAACCACAUGAUGUUAUUGCUCUGAGGAAAGACCCUGUGGUUCUUGAUUGCCAGGCUCAUGGAGAGCUUCCAAUUACCAUUGUGUGGCUAAAAAAUGGGCAGAGGUUGGUGGAUAGUGAGCGGACAUACGUUUUAUCAAAUGGAUCACUUUACAUCACUGAGGUUGAACAUCGUAGAGGAGAACGAUCAGAUGAAGGCUACUAUGAAUGUUUAGCCCAAAAUAAAUAUGGAGCCAUUCUGAGUCAGAAAUCCCACCUCUCCGUGGCCAGUAUGUCUCCAUUUGAGGUCCAGCCAGUUCACACAGUGGUAAGGGAAGGGGAAGUGGCACGAUUUAUCUGCAAGAUACAUGCAAAUCCUCCACCAAUCAUCACCUGGGAAUUCAACCGGACAGCACUGCCCCUAGCUACCGACAGGAUAACUGCUCUACCAACAGGAAUCCUUCAGAUCUAUGGUGUUGAGAGACAACAUGCUGGACUGUAUCGUUGCGUUGCCACCAACAUUGCAAACAGGCGCAGGAGUGCAGAAGCCAGUUUAACUGUUGUUACAGCAUGGGAACCAAAGACAUUGAAAAAGCCAGUGAUAAUCGCAGGUCCCCAAAAUAUCACUGUGCCUGUGCAUCAGACAGCUAUGCUGGAGUGUGUUGCCAUUGGUUCCCCUAAACCUCUUGUUUCCUGGAGUCGAUUAGAUCACAGAUCUAUUGAUGUUUUCAAUACACGUGUUCUGGGGAAUGGGAAUCUGAUGAUAUCUGAUGUGAAGGUUCAACAUGCUGGAAUAUACGUGUGUCGAGCCACCACACCAGGCACACGCAAUUACACUGUUGCAAAAGCUAUGCUUACAGUGUUGGCACCGCCAUCUUUUGUUGAGUGGCCUGAAAGUCUCACCCGUCCUCGUGCUGGUACGGCCAGGUUUAUGUGUCAGGCUGAAGGUAUACCUACACCGAAGAUUAGUUGGCUGAAGAAUGGGCAAAGGAUUCACUCCAAUGGACGUAUCAAAGUCCAGUAUAGUAGCAAAUUGGUGAUAAACCAGAUCAUUCCUGAAGAUGAUGCCAUUUACCAGUGUGUGGCUGAAAACGAACAAGGAUCUGUUCUUUCAGUAGCCCGACUGAUUGUUGUAAUGUCUGAAGACAGACCGAGUGCACCUCGAAAUAUCCAGGCUGAAACUGUGUCAAGCUCAGGGAUUCUUCUGUCGUGGCAAAGACCCAUGUAUAAUUCUGAUAAAGUAAUUGCAUAUUCUGUUCAUUACAUGAAAGCUGAAGGUUUAAAUAAUGAGGAAUAUCAAGUGGUUAUUGGGAAUGAUACAACUCGUUAUAUUAUUGAUGAUUUAGAGCCAGCCAGCAACUACACGUUUUAUAUUGUUGCAUACAUGCCUAUGGGAGCCAGUCGAAUGUCGGAGCACGUGACCCAGCACACUUUGGAAGAUGUCCCCCUGAGGGUGCCAGAGAUCAGUUUGACGAGCCUUAGCCCAACCAACAUCCUGAUCUCAUGGCUCCCUAUUCCAGCAAAAUUCAGGAGAGGUCAUAUCAUUGCGUAUCGCAUUUACUAUCGAAAAAGCACAGAACGUGCUGUCCACUUGGUGGAGCUUCCAGGAACUAAAUUGGAACACCUGCUAGAAGAUGUAGAAUCUGACAGUAGUUACCUUGUUCGGAUCUCUGCAGCAACCAGAGUGGGGUGGGGAGAAUCUUCAGUCUGGACUUCCCACAGAACCCCAAAAGCUACCAGUGUCAAAGUCCCCUUGGCCCCAGAGCUGCGUUUAGAGCCAUUGAAUUGCACAACAAUUGUGGUAAGAUGGAAACAAGCAGAGGAAAACAAUGUACAAAUCCAGGGAUACAGACUCUGCUACAGGGAGGAGAGCCAGCAGGAAACUGGUCCAAUUGAACUCAGCAUGCGGGAUUCCCAGUAUACCAUCAGCGGACUAGACCCUGGAAGGAAGUACCAUAUGCGCUUGCUGGCAUACAAUUACAUGGGUGAAGGUUAUCAGGCAGAUCAGACUGUGAGCACCCCCAGAUGUGUGUCUGUUCGGGAUCGCAUGGUGCCUCCUCCACCCCCUCCUCACCACUUGUACGCAAAAGCCAAUAGUUCAUCUUCUAUCUCAUUACGGUGGGGGAAGCCAGCCUUUACUGCAGCACCAGUGAUCAACUAUACCAUCCGCUGUAACCCUGUGGGGCUGCAGAAUGCAUCUCUUGUCAUGUAUCUUCAAACGUCUGAAACGCACAUGCUCGUGAAUGGUCUACAACCCUUCACCAAGUAUGAGUUUGCAGUGCGUCUUCAUGCUGACCAGCUCUCCAGCCCCUGGAGCCCCGUGGUUUAUCAGUUGACAUUACCUGAAGCUCCAACCAAGCCACCGUCAGGAGUCAAAGCCACUUUGAUAGAAGAAGGAACUGCUCUGGUUUCUUGGAAGCCCCCAGAAGACACACAAAUGGCUGUCACUCGUUACACCAUCCUGUAUGCUUCCAGGAAGGCCUGGGUCGCGGGCAACUGGCAAGUGCUCCACAGGGAAGGAACGAUUACUAUGGUUUUGCUGGAGAACCUUGUUCCUGGAAAUGUCUACCUCAUUCAAGUAUCUGCGUCAAAUGAAGUAGGAGAGGGACCAUUUUCAAAUGUUGUAGAACUGGUGGUCCCUGCUACAGAGACAGUGUAUUUCAGUCAAGGGGCAAAGUGGUCUGACUCCGUCAACGGCGCAGAUGCCAAAGCCAAAUCCGAUGUGUUUUACCACCUGGACCAAAAGUCAAUGACUGGGAUCAUCGUUGGAGUCUGCAUUGCCCUGACUUGUAUUAUCAUCUGCAUCCUUAUCCUCCUUUAUAGAAGCAAAGCAAGGAAAUCUAAUGGAGUCAAGGCUGAUCAACCAGGAAGUGUUCAGUUGGCACAUGUGACGAGACCACUUGUCAGUGGAAACCAUCUGGCCAAGAGCAAGGAUGAACAUUGGGAAAACAUGGAAACCUUAAUGCCAAUGAUGGCUGAGAAUGUCUACUUGGAUACCAAGGGUGGAUCUGAUUUGAUUAUUAGCAGCUCUGGUCACAGAAAAGAAAAGACCAAAAAGUGCUUAUUUUUUGGAACAAAAAAGAGAUCAACAAGCACAUCCAAGGAGAAUCAGCCAGUCAGAAGAAAUGGGUUUGGUUUGACUGGGCUGACCUGUGAAGAACUGAGUGGCUCGGUGCUGAUUCCCCCCACAACCUUGCCAUCUGUGUUUACUGCCAUGGGAGAUACAGAAUAUUCACACAAUAGUGAUGGAAGCCAUGAAACUGGAGAUUCGGGCAGAUAUUCCCAUGAUUCCAGAGAGGAGAUGGAAAUGUCGCACCUUUCUUCGACACCUGUCUUCCUGGGGUCAUCUGUCCAGGCAGAAACUGCCAGCAUUCCGGCCUUGUCUACCUCAGAGGAAGACCAAUCCCUAUUGGUCGUUUCUCAUUCCACCACCAAUGACCUGCUGGCACUGCCUCGACCAAGCCAAAUGACGUCAAAACCAACCAGUGAAAACACCAACAACCAAUUUCCAAUCUAAGUAACCUGAUCCAGUUUCAGCAUAAUUUAUCUGUACGAUGGACAAGUGUGCAGGAAGCCAAAGAACACUUUGGAGAGAAAGUCACUCCAGGUUCUUACAUAACUUUGCUUUAUGAAUGUUCCAUUUGUUUUUUUUUAUUUUACCCACCAUGAAUGUCUGUAUGUCAAAAAAUGUGAAAAGGACCAUUACCAUUUCUUUUGAUUUUAUUUUGAAAGGUAUAUCAUGGAGCAGAAAUAAUAUUUCAGGCUUUCUGCUGAAAAUCUACCUCAAUCUUACCUAAUAAUGAACUCCAGUAUUUAACAGGUAUUUGACUCCAUUGCCUAAUAGUUGAUAUUUCCUUACACAAAUGUGUUGUUUUGAUAAAAGAAAUGUUUGUUGGUGUUGUUCUGCUGUGAUGUAGGGGUUGUGAGGGCUUUGCCAUGAGAGUGUUUGACUAAAGAUCUGUUUACAUGGGCAGGUGAGAUUCUAAAAUGGGGCCAUGCACAACACCUUUAAGCUGAAGUUGUUGCCUUAUUUAUUUUCCAAUUUAAAGCAAAAAGUCAGGACGGAUUUUUGAAGGUUUUGAUUUGUAAUCUCAAUCCAUGAAAUAUUAAGAUUACAUUCCACAACUGCUGUAUUUGUACUGCACACUGACAUUAAGCACUGGGGGAGAAGUAGAAGAGCUAGUCUGAUCAGAGGAAAGCAGGAACACUUUAGAUUCUGUAGGAGUUCAGUGCUUCAUUGUUCUCACCUAUAAACAUAUCCAAACUAUGCACUGCUAGCAGUGUCAAUGUAUUCCCAGUGAAUUUGAACCUGAACUGCUCUGGGUAUAUCUGCUUCAUGGAAUAUGUGUUGGGAGGCACCACAGACUAAUUGAAGCAGGCCAGGGUUAACUGAAAUGAUUACCUAGAUGUUUCCUGUUGUAGAAACAGGAAAAUACAAUGCAGAUGCAGAAAUUAGGGAAAACAUGCCUCAUGCAUUGACCCCUAUCACAGCCCUGUGCCGUCCUAGUUGAAUUCUGAUUUCAUGCAUUCUAACAGAUGCUUCUGAAGCUGUCUGGUCCUUUUCAACUGGAGUAUAACAUCCAGUGGGAUGAUUCCACUUUAUUCAUACUAACUUUUGUUUUUUUGAAGGGGAAUGUUGUAGCAUUUAUUAGUAAGUUUUGUUAGCUUUAAGUGUGAUAUCUAGAAAGUCAAGUAAAAUGUUAUCUAAAUAUUCCAAGGGAAUUUCUACUGACACUUUAGUGAUCUGUUUCAAUGAGUAUGUGGACUCCUAGUCCAAUGUGUUUUGCAGCUUUGUUGCCAAGCCAGUACUGCCAAAUAUCUAACAGAAAAUCUCAACCAGAAAUGUUCAGCUAUCAUAGUAGAUUAAAUACAUUAAGUACCAGAGUUCCUCUUUAAUCAUUGCCGUCUUUUCAAUAAAUAGGCAAUACUCUUUUAAACUUGACUUGACACAAAGCCUAUCUAUUCCCCCUCAGAACUCAUCAAAUUCCUUUUAACCUUCUGAUCCUGCUGACAAAUGCACUCACUCCAUUUAACAAACUGCCAAAUGAAAAAUUAUAGCAAUAUUAUUGUUGGAAUGAAUUGAUCUAAUUGAUUUGUGAGUCCUAAAAUAUAAGAGUACAGAAGAGUUCUAAAAAUAUUUGAUUAAAUUAUUAAAGGAAUUCAUAUUCUAAAUAAUAGGAAUGUAAUUAUUUUACCAAAUUGAAAAGGAUACCAAGCUACUUUUAAAAUAAAAGAAUGUGCAUAGCUAUUCAAUAACUGCAUUUCUGCCAUAGUUUCUCCAAGUGAUCUUUCUUAUGACAACUUCAGCUUAUUGGUAUUGAAUCACGAUACUCGUUAAGAGUUACAAUCCAAAGAGCACCGUUCGGUGCCUCGUGUGUAUUUAUUUUUGGAAUUACUUGUAUUAAACAGAGCUUUACGAUACCAAAAAUGUUUAGAAGCUGCUACUCUCAUGUGCUAUAGCCUUGCAUCUCCUGUUUGAUACUACCUCUUUUUAAAAACCUAUUUUAGUGUUAUUCCUUAUCUAACCUCAGGGAUCAAGUAUUUGUUACAUUUGAACUGCCACACGUAUGUGUGUGUGUGUGGUGUACUGACAGGGUAUCUUGUUUGAAUUACUGCUUUUAAAAUCGUUACUGUGUAGCUUUUAAGAGUUAGAACAGAUCACUAGAAUUGUGUGCCAGUAAAUGUUCAUGCCAAUGUGAUGCCGAUAUAGCAAAACUACUUUAAAAUAAGCUUACCAAAGAAAAUGUACAUAAUUUUUUUCUCUAGGAUUUUUUGGGCCAUUCAACUGUUAAAUCUUUUAAUUUUAUGGUAGUUUCUAAUCAUUCAUAAGACUUGUAUGUGUUUUGAAUUGAAAUUGAUUUUCUAAUACAAUAUUACACUAGAAUAAUUGGAAACCUAAUUUAGGGAAUGAGCAAUAUUGAUGUGAUAAUGCCCAAAUGCUAUUAAAUCCCAUCCCUUAUUGGAAACAAAUCAAAUUAUAAUAAAUAGAUAUCCAAUGAUUUAUUGUCUAAAAUUACUUAAAAGCUAAUUCUUUGUCCUGUACAAAGGCAUAAGUUUUUAAUGUUUGAAUAAUGUUCUAAUAUCGGCUCAAUGAAAGAUCCUUAGUACUAACUACUGAGUACGACUUCUGGU